GCAAUCGGCUUCAGCUGCGCAUGGCUUCCUGGGGAUUACUGUACGUAUCUAAAUACACCACUGGAUUGGCGGAAGUAUUGAGUGACUCACGAUGGCUCGCACAACUACCUCGUUCUCUCAUCCUCCUCCGGCCGCCGACGGUUCGACUCCGUGGACCCAUCCGAGUCUGACGCUUCACUUCACCUAUGCAACCUCCACAUCUCCAGUAGCAGGGCCGCCAAGAACGGAACCAUCAGCGGGAAGCACUGCAGCGGGAGGAUGUAAGAAGAUCUGUGGUCUAUAUUGAAAGUCCAAAUGCAGUAAAUUAUUGUGGUACACUUCAGUUCAACUUGCGAGAAAACGAGACACUAGUGCAGGGUGCUUAGCCUAUGAUUUGUACAG
This is a messenger RNA of Schizophyllum commune H4-8, 381 nucleotides long. RefSeq lists its product as uncharacterized. Lineage: Eukaryota; Fungi; Basidiomycota; Agaricomycetes; Agaricales; Schizophyllaceae. The transcript has a single exon. Bases 92 to 286 code for a protein of 64 amino acids. The record is from RefSeq and is a predicted model, not a curated record.